AUGAUGUGGUUUACGACAGAAAGCCUGCGAGGCCUAGCGUGCCUAGCGAUAGUUGUGGGAUCGUCCGUCUGGGACGUGACCGCACAGGCCGUGCCUCCUGUCAGCCAAGAGAAGGGUGUCUCGGCUUGGGCCUUCGACAUGAGCCAGGUCACGUUGAGCAGUGGACGCUUCUUCGACAACCAGGCUCGCACUCUGACGUACCUUAAAGCGGUCGACGUUGAGCGCUUGCUGUACAACUUCCGCAAGAACCAUGGACUGUCAACCAACAACGCGGCGACCAACGGCGGAUGGGAUGCCCCGGAUUUCCCAUUUAGAACUCACGUCCAAGGCCACUUUCUGAAUGCAUGGGCAUUUUGCUACGCCCAGCUCCGCGACGCCGAAUGCAAGAGUAGGGCUACUUACUUUGCUGCCGAACUCAAGAAGUGUCAAGCCAACAACAGCAAAGCUGUCUUUACUACCGGCUACCUUUCUGGCUUUCCCGAGUCUGACAUCACCGCUGUUGAAAACCACACUCUUAGCAACGGCAACGUUCCCUACUAUGCCAUUCACAAGACCAUGGCUGGCUUGCUCGACGUUUGGUGUCAAUAG
Molecule: messenger RNA, 588 nt
Organism: Colletotrichum lupini
Lineage: Eukaryota; Fungi; Ascomycota; Sordariomycetes; Glomerellales; Glomerellaceae
Exons: 1
Coding region: 1-588 (195 amino acids)
Source: RefSeq, a predicted model, not a curated record